Juglans regia (Persian walnut) is the source of this 1166-nucleotide messenger RNA. Its product is annotated as probable WRKY transcription factor 65. The record is from RefSeq and is a predicted model, not a curated record. Bases 233 to 1006 code for a protein of 257 amino acids. Gene Ontology annotation, cellular component: nucleus. Gene Ontology annotation, biological process: regulation of DNA-templated transcription. The transcript is spliced from 3 exons. NCBI's taxonomy places the organism in Eukaryota, Viridiplantae, Streptophyta, Magnoliopsida, Fagales, Juglandaceae. Gene Ontology annotation, molecular function: transcription cis-regulatory region binding; DNA-binding transcription factor activity.
UAAUACCAUGCAAAGCCAACAUGCCGGCCCAAUUUUAAGAUGCACCCUUUCUUUCACAGCCUUCCCUAGCCUAUUCUCUUCCUUGCCAUCUCUCGCUCUCUCUCUCCGUCAGCAACUUUGUGUAUGUCCUGAAACUAUCACCAGCAAUACUCAAACGGUAAAAUUAACAUAGAGCUGCCAGAGCUAUUAAUCCAGUUUAUUUAUAUAUCUUAAAACUCGGAUAUAUAUAUAUAUGGACGGCCGGUUCGUCAACAUUAACCAGUUUAUGAUCAGUACUUCCACCGAGGAGCUAGAAGAGAAUACUGACACCAUCCCAGAAAAUGGUGAUGCGUCCCCUCCUUCCACCAUCUUUAACGACAUGAAGAACACUUCCGCCUCGUCCCCAAGAAAAAGCAGGCGAGACAUACAUAAACGAGUGGUGUCGGUGCCGAUCAAGGAGGUAGAAGGGUCCCGGCUCAAGGGCGAGAGUAGUACUCCGCCCUAUGAUUCUUGGGCUUGGAGGAAGUAUGGUCAGAAACCCAUCAAAGGAUCUCCCUAUCCCAGAGGUUACUACAGGUGCAGCAGCUCAAAGGGCUGCCCGGCGAGAAAACAAGUAGAGAGGAGCCGGUUGGACCCGACGAUGCUAGUUGUCACCUACUCCUGUGAGCACAACCAUCCCUGGCCGGCUUCGAGGAACCACCACUCAGCUUCGUCCAAACCCGAGAAGCCCGAAACCGUCAAGUUGAAGCCCGAACAGGAAGCCGCGCCGGAGGAGAAGUUCGCGGAUCUAGGCGACGAGUCACUGAUGGCGAGCGACGAGUUCAGGUGGUUUGGUGACAUGGAGACAACGACGUCGACGGUGCUGGAGAGCCCCAUUUUUGCGGAGAGGAGUAGUGGUGGAGACUCCGACGUGGCGAUGCUAUUCACGAUGAGGGAGGAGGACGAGUCUCUCUACGCCGACCUGGGGGAGUUGCCAGAAUGCUCCGUCGUGUUCCGGGGAGUGGGACCAGGAGUGGAGAUCUUCUGACACGUGUGUGGCCCAGCUCUCUCUCUCCCUCCCUCCCUCCCUACCCAGGCCAGUUUGUCAACUGCGUGCGCAUCGUGCGGCAUAAGACACCAAUUAUUAUUUAGUUUUCGUUUUGCAUUAUUGAUUUCAGUAUCGUAAAAGAACGAAUAAUAAAAUAAGU